GAAAUUUUGGACUCGCGACAGUCUCCUAGGGAUUCUUUCCUGGUCCUCCUUCUACUUUUCCAUCUUCAUCUUCAUUUAGUUCGUUCGUUCCUUCUCUGAAGCCGUAUUUUCAUCCAUAUCGGCUCUUUCUUCAUCGCUUUGGAUUACAGGUUUCCGAUCGAGCUCAAGAUGUACGGCGCAGCCCGGCAGGGGCGUCUCGCCUUCAGAGCACUCCGAUGCAUUCAAUCGACAUCCGUUGUCUCCCCCCUUCCACGCUUCACUCCCUUCUCUCAAAGAAAGAUACCUUCCACCUCCAUUCGCACCAGCCAGUUCUCAUCAAUUUCCCAAAGCCGGCAACAUGCAGUCGCCGAAGAUAUGGGCGCCGAGGACAUCUCGAAUGUCGACCGAGAAUACUCCACCUUUGAAGAGCUGGCCGACGCAGGCAUUGUUGAUCGAAGGAUCACUAACAACCUGACUAAGAAGAGGAAUAUUGUCAACAUGACUGAAGUCCAACGUAUGACCAUCAAUGAAUGUCUGGACGGUGCCGAUGUCGUUGCUCAAGCUCGUACCGGUACUGGAAAGACUUUGGCCUUCUUAAUGCCAAUUGUGCAGCGCAUGCUCAGAGAUCCGAACCUUGAGGCCUCGAGACCUCAGAUCAGUGAUACUAGAGCUCUGAUCAUCUCCCCAACCCGAGAACUCGCCGAACAAAUUGCUGAUGAGGCACGAAAGCUUGUCCAAGGAACCAGAAUUCAAGUACAGACUGCGGUUGGAGGCACUCAGAAAGCAUAUCACCUCAAACUCAUGCAGCGUAUGGGUUGUCACAUUCUGGUCGGAACACCCGGCAGAGUCAACGAUCUCUUAUCAGAUCAGUACAGCGGUGUCAGACUCGACAACAUUGAAACUUUCGUGCUGGACGAAGCAGAUCGCCUGCUAAAUAUCGGAUUUGCAGAGGCCAUUGCCGAGAUACAAUCCCACAUGCCACCAUUGCGGGAAAAAGACCGUCAAACCCUCAUGUUCUCUGCCACGAUGCCCAAGUCUGUGGUAGGCUUGGUGAGACAGACUAUGAAACCGGACUUCAAGUUUGUCAGGACCGUCGAUCCAAACGAAGCUGCUACUCACGAAUCUGUCCCCCAAAACGUUGUGUACUUGCCCGGUCUCCAGAAUCAAAUUCCUGCCAUUACCGAAAUCGCCUACACAGCCACCCAGGCACACCAGCAAGACCCCGAAAACAAUCCGCCAUUCAAAGCAAUGAUUUUCUAUAGCUCCGUGAACGAAGUCAGGCUUGCUUAUGAGAUUCUAAAGAACCUCCGCGAUCCUGCUCAGAGAGGCGGAUUCUUCGCCCCGCAUCCACUGGCACCCUGCAAGGUUCUCGAAAUGUCUUCUCAAUUGACCCAAAGUAUUCGAGAAAGAAAUACCCAAGAGUUCCGCAACUCUUCGAGUGCCAUUAUGGUGGCCUCUGAUGUUGCGGCUCGUGGUAUGGACUUCCCCGAUGUCUCACAUGUCAUCCAAGUGGGCCUUCCGAGAACAAGUGAAGACUAUAUUCAUCGGCUCGGUCGAACUGGACGCGCCGGCAAGUCUGGCCAGGGCUGGCUACUUUUGCAGGAUGACGAGCGGCACGAAUUCAGAAGACUCAUCAGCGACAUCCACGCUCACAACAUCAAUGAGAACGAGAACCUGGAGACGGCUAAGCUCGACAUGACUCAGCCCUCACAACUGUCGGCAGAGGCUGGAAAAAUCAUGCAAUAUGUUGAGACGGGUAUCAAAGCAACUUCGAUGGUUGAUAAGUCAAAAGCUUACGUGACUAUCCUGGGCGGUAUGAUUCAGAGCCCGGCGAGCAGGAGCAAGCAGAGCAUAGUCGACAUGGCAAACGACCUCGCCAAAUUUGGCUGGGGUCUUCAGACACCUCCUCAUGUAUCCAGCCACUGGAUUGACAAGAUGGGAUUCAGAGGGACAAGGGGUCUCGAGGUUGGCCCGGACUCCUCGGAUCGAGGUGGGAAUAUGCGACGCAUAAGAGGAGGGGAUCGUGAUGGAGAUGAUCCGUUUGGUCAGGGGUUCAGCGGCAAAGGUGUGUUUAGAGGCCGAUCUUCCAGCAGUGGCUUCGGCGGUAGAUCUUCCGGCGGCGGCUUCGGUGGCAGAUCUUCUGGCGGUGGCGGCUUCGGUGGCAGGUCUUCUGGCGGCAGUGGCUAUGGAGGCCGAUCUUCUGGUGGCGGCGGUUAUGGAAGCAGAUCAACUGAUGGCGGUUCCGGGGACCGGAGAUCAAGUUGGUAAUCGACCUUCUGGUCCAGCCUGCGGCCCACGGAGGCAAUCGGUGCAUUCAUGCGGGAAGUUCUACGGCGGCCGCUUUUGAGAGGGACAAAGAGCUGUCCCGCGCCACGUUCGGUGGCUCCAACCAUGGCUUCGACUGAGUGGCGAGCAUCGGUCGCGCAGCCUACUCGACAAUUUGGUCGGGUUCCAUUCUGCUCAUCAAGAUCUCAGCCCGUAUUUCUGCCGAGGAAGGGUUUCACCUCCCGGAGGCAUUGUAUUAACACUUUCGGCCAUCAUCUUGCCAGACCGAACGAGUUGAGCAACAGAGGGCAAUUCUCGAUCCCUCGUCUUGCUGGAAAACGCUGGAUAUUACUGAGGGGUGUUCCUGGUGUCUCAGGAGCGUGUUGGUGCGUUGUAUGUAUAUAGAAUUGGUGCGCGUGAGAGCAUGAUACCAUUGUGUGAAUCUAGUGAUGACCAUAGUGAGGAGUACGGAUGGGCAAGAAUGGGCAAGGGAAAUCACAAUCUCCUCUAAUGCAAUAUGUGUACACUACUGUACGGAGUAUGGGUUCAGCGUAUUAGUGGCCAUACUGCUAGAUUGUUUCGAAUUGCGAGAUAUUUCUUCUGGUCACGAUCAAGC
Molecule: messenger RNA, 2860 nt
Organism: Exophiala xenobiotica
Lineage: Eukaryota; Fungi; Ascomycota; Eurotiomycetes; Chaetothyriales; Herpotrichiellaceae
Exons: 1
Coding region: 169-2247 (692 amino acids)
Cellular component (GO): mitochondrion
Molecular function (GO): ATP binding; nucleic acid binding
Source: RefSeq, a predicted model, not a curated record